Messenger RNA from Enhydra lutris kenyoni (northern sea otter), 3750 nucleotides. It is a transcript of the gene MATCAP1, whose product is annotated as KIAA0895 like. Lineage: Eukaryota; Metazoa; Chordata; Mammalia; Carnivora; Mustelidae. The transcript has 6 exons. Bases 1126 to 2541 code for a protein of 471 amino acids. The record is from RefSeq and is a predicted model, not a curated record.
CAAGUGCACCGAUCAAUAUGAAGAUCAUUGAUGAUCUUGGUCAGAUCAGUUUCAAAGGAGAGUGGGGACAGAAGCCUAAUUGGAGUGAAACAUAAGAGAAAACAGGAAAAGAAGGAAUCAGACUGCAUACAGAUGGGUGUUGUGCUGCAACAGAGAGCAGCUGCUGGGAGAUGCGGUGGGGCUAGAGGAGUGUGGGGUCAAGUGAGGGUUUGGUUUGUAUUUUUAAGACAGAAAAAACAGUAUGUGUUUAUGCUGUUGGCAAGAAUACAGUAGAGAGGAAGAGAUUGAUGAUGUUGGAGAAAUACUGGAAUUGUGUCCCUGAACAGGCAAAGGAGUUCAGAAUCUGGAGCCUCACAGUCAGUCUCGGGGGAGAGACUGGAUUGUUCUGAGCCCAGUACAAGGGGUGAACAUGCCAACACCGGCCGUGGAUGACCAUUAGAAAGAGGCCUCUGAUAGGAGACAGACCAAGGAUUGGCUUGAAUUUGCUGAAGUCUCCCUCUGCUCCCCACAAAGCUAAUUCUAACUGGGAUUUGAACAUAUGACCCAGAGGCGAGAGAGACCAUUCCAGAUCAUAAGCAAGGGGCAUGCAGGCACUCAACCUGACUGAGGCCAACUGGGCUGGUGGAGGUGGUGGGGCCAGGUGGGAGGGGAGGGAUGAGACUGAAAAAAUGCAAUAGGUGGAAGGCAGGUUAAAGGAAGUGAGGCUCCCUCAGCCAUCCUCCCAGCAGCUGGGGCUACACUAUACCAGCUCCCAGUCUGGGUGGGUGCUGAGCACAGGGAUUAAAGUCAUGAAGGGGCUCAGGCCUCACUUUCAGCAGCUCACAGGCUAAGGGGUUCCAGUACCACCAUCUAGGUGAGUGUAUCAAUUCUGCCUCCUUUUCCCCCAAGUCCAGCUUCCUUGGGUGAGCCUGGUGGAGGGAAUGGGGAUGAAGGGGCAGCUACCCAGAUCCCUGGUGGCAGGCUCCGAACCCACUAAGCACCCAGCCAGGACAUUGUGGAGCACAAGGCCUGUUGGUGCUCAGGCCACACCCACUCAUACUGGCCUCCACAUGCCCUUCUGUGUCCCCAGAAGUCGACAGUGUGGGGAGUUGGAGUGACCCGGCUGGAUGUGACCCCCAGGACAGAAUGGUGCUGGACUCAGGGGCUCAGGUGUAUGAACAGGCACCCCCCAGCCCACCAGCCAGUCCCUCAUCCUUGGGCCAUAGACUGAAGCCCUCAGACCGAGAUGGGACACUGCUGUACCCCUGGCCUCAGUCCCUGGCCUUGCCCCUGGCUCUGUCAAUCCCCUCAGCCCUGCGGCCCCGGCCUGAGCUGCAGCCCUACUCAGAGCUGCACUUGGGCCUCCGUGGCCACAUGCGUCGCAGUGAGAGCACCUAUACUGUAAAUAGUACUGGCCGGCGGGGGGGUGGCACCCAGGGUCGGGCCCCACCUGGACGGGGACGGGACCCAGGUGGGGGAACCCUGCGGCCUGCAGCCUCCCUGCCUCACAUUGCUAAGACUCGAAAGGAUGCAGGCCGUGGUGCCAGCAAGAGCCCUUGCAUGUUGGUGGCCUUGAGGCCAACCAAUAUGGACCGAGAGCGGGACAAGUUCUUCCAGUCCCACUACACCUACAACCCACAGUUCGAGUACCAGGAGCCCAUGCCCACGGCUGUGCUGGAGAAGUACUGUGAGGCUUCUGGACAGUUCAUCCAUCAGGCAGUUGGCAUCAUUGAGGCUGUCCUGGAGAAGUUUGGUACCUAUGAACACUUCGAAGCUGCAACGGGGGGCCAGCUGCUGACCAAGUGCCAGAUCUGGUCCAUUGUUCGCAAAUACAUGCAGAAGGAGGGCUGCGUUGGGGAGGUUGUGGUGCAGCUGAGUGAAGACCUGCUGUCCCAGGCAGUGAUGAUGGUGGAGAACAGCCGACCAACACUGGCCAUCAACCUGACGGGAGCCCGCCAGUACUGGCUGGAGGGCAUGCUGCGGCACGAGAUAGGCACUCACUACCUGCGGGGCGUGAACAACGCGCAGCAGCCGUGGCACAGCGCCGAGGGCCGGCUGCAGUACGGACUGCGGCCAGCGAACCCCACGGAGGAGGGCUUGGCCAGCCUGCACAGCGUGUUGUUCCGCAAGCAGCCCUUCCUGUGGCGCGCCGCCCUGCUCUACUACACCAUCCACCGCGCCUCGCGCAUGUCCUUCCGCCAGCUCUUCCAGGACCUGGCGCGCUACGUGCAGGACGCUGACGUGCGCUGGGAGUACUGCGUGCGCGCCAAGCGCGGCCAGACUGACACCUCUCUGCCCGGCUGCUUCAGCAAGGAUCAGGUGUACCUGGAUGGCAUCGUGCGCAUUCUGCGGCACCGCCAGACCAUCGAUUUCCCGCUGCUGACCUCACUGGGCAAGGUGUCCUAUGAGGAUGUAGACCACCUGCGGCCCCAUGGGGUGCUGGACAAUACCCGGGUGCCCCACUUCAUGCAAGACUUGGCACGCUACCGGCAACAGCUGGAGCACAUCAUGGCCACUAACCGGCUGGAUGAGGCAGAACUGGGCCGCCUGCUGCCUGACUGAGGCCGGCUGAGGGUUACAGCCGGAGGCAGUGGACAGAGGGCUCCAGAUCAGCUCUCAGAACAUGAAGAUGACUGUUCUGUGCUUCCAUGGCCUGGGUGUUUCUUGGUGAACUGGGAGGGCAGGAGCAUCCCAGGAGGUAGGAGUGGCAACAUCAGAGCCUUUGUGUCCUUCGCUCGCCUCUCUGGGGCCUAGGGACUGGUAGUAGCGUGUCAAGCAAACUGAGUCUGCCCUCCUACGUCCAGCUCUCUGUUGAGCAGAGGGGAAGCCUGGGGGCAGGAGGGAGGCUGAGCAUGAUGGGGAUGGGGGGCGGUUUGGGAGUAGAAACUUGUUCUUGCAUGAGAUGGCUUUGGGUGUCUGCAUACUCCAGUGUCUCCCUUCCCCCACCUGGCCCCUCGGUGCUCCUUCAGCUUUCACGCUUUCUACCUCUCACUGGGUCCUGGUGGGGAUCUCCCUUCUCCUAGGGUGACUGCCUGAGCAUGAGGGUCUGGCUUUCACACAGGCUCAAGGGCCAGGGGUCCUGGUGGUAGAGACCCAGCUGGGCUGGGGUGUGCUUUCUGGCAUUUUGCCUCUCCCACUGCUCAUGUAUUUAUACCCUAUUUAUGUGCUCUGCUUCCUGGGGCUGGGAGGCAGCAGCUUCUGAAGGUGUGGUGGAGGGAACAGUGCUCCUCUGGAAGGCACCAACUGUUCCUAGCCCCACUCUCCUCUCUGUCUCUCUGUCUCUCUCACACACACACACACACACAGUCCUUUAGGCCUUGUGAGUCAAGCCCAAGAGCUCACUUGGCCUUGCCCCCAGCUCCCAGCCCCUCCAUUGGCCUGUGCUGUUCCUGUGUCUUUGCCCACACCCUCACAGCUGGCCUCUGGCCGAGGGUGGCAUAGGCUGGCAACAGGCACAUUUGAGACUGAGGGGCAGGCCCCUAGCUGUUGUCCCAAGUCUUGAGCCACCCCUCCCCCAAAUCAAGAUGGUGUAGAGGUGGUUGUUGCUUCUGGUUUCACCUCAGACUCAGCUGUGUGAUGCUGACGCAUUCCCACUCUCACCCUUGCCCUUGGUUUUCUCAUCUGUAAAACUCAGAAAUGCAACUGGAAAGUCCUUAUUCAUCUAGUCAGUGAAUGUGUGUAGAGCACCUUCUGUGUGCCAGUUACUGGUCAGAACCCUCCCUGAGUCCCCAGUCCAGAGAGAAGCCAGACAAUUAAAACAAUUAAAAUGAA